AUGGUUUUGUUUCGCAGGAAACAGGUGUGAAGACUUGGCUGGAAAACAAUUGUGUGUUCAUGAAUGCACAGAGAAACAUUAAAUUGUUUAUGUGUAGGGCUAUGUGUGCAUGUAUUCAUUAUUUUCUAUGUGUGUCUGUAUGUGUGCACUACGUCACUUCCUGUUGAACACUUCCUGUUGAAUGCGGAAUGAGGGAGAGCUCAGUUUGUUGUUUUGAAGAGUUUGUUGCUUUGAAGUGUAAAGUUUCUUGGUAGCUAGCUAACUUUUUAGUUUGGAUCACGCAACGGAUUUGGCAUCAGUUGCUGGGACUGCUACUCCCUGUCCAGUGAUCCUGCGCACCCUGAGGAGCUAUUAGGCGUAGCAGUUAGCCUAGCUGCUAGCUAGCUGCCUAUCAAACUAACAAGGUUUUCUUGAGGGGUUGAACGCAGCCCGCGACGCAGUUUGCGAUUGUGGCUGGGACUGUGGAUUGUUGCGGGUUUGUGGCUGUCUAGAUCCCUGCUGUUUGUUGUUUUCAAUCUUCCCUGUGACCUGCCCUGUCUCGAACUGCGAGGAGUAACAGCAUAAGCUACGUUGCUAGCUACCAUGACAAAGACCAAAGCCGGCGAGUGUACAGUUGAGGAAAGUGGUGCCUCUCUAUCACAGGUGAAGGAUAUUUUAAACAAACAAAAAGAGUUCUACAAACAGCUGUUACAACAACAAGAAAAUAGCUUCAAGUGUUUUGUCCAAAUAAUGGUCAAUUCAACUAAUAAAAGAAUGGACAUCCUGACCAGAGAGGUCCAGGACCUGAAGAACUGUUUGCAGUUCUCCCAGGGUCAGCUCGAUGAGGUGAAACAGGAGAACGGCAAGAUGACAGCAAUCUGUAAGUCCUUGAGAGAAGACAUCAGUUCCGUGUGUGAAUCCAUGAUAACAAUGAUGGAAAAAUCUCAGUCUUGUCUCGAGAGACAAUCAAGGCGGAACAACAUGGUUGUGAACGGAAAUGCAAAAUCUCCACACGAGACCUGGACAGAGUCUGAGGACAAAGUGAGGGAAAUGAUCUCUGAGAAAUUGAAGAUGGACCACUGGAAGAAUGAGGUGGAGCGCGCCCACAGGACUGGAAAACCCACCACCAGCCCAGAUGACAGGCCCAGGCCGAUUGUCGUCAAGUUCCUGAGGUUCAAGGACAAGGUACAGUGGCAACAGUAUUCACCCCCCUUGUUCUGGAAAGAGCCAAGAUCUUGAAAGGAACGUACAGUACCAGUCGAAAGCUUGGACACACCUACUUUUUUUCUUUCUUUUUUGCUAUUUUCUACACUGUAUAAUAAUAGUGAAGACAUCAAACCUAUGAAAUAACACAUAUGAAUCAUGUAGUAACCAAAAAAGCGUUCAACAGACCAAAAUAUAUUUUAGAUUUUAGAUUCUUCAAAGUAGCCACCCUUUGCCUUGAUGACAGCUUUGCACACUCUUGGCAUUCUCUCAACCAGCUUCAAUAUGAAAUCAAUAAGAUCAAUGAAAUAAAGAAUGACAGCAAAAAGCUUUGGAGCAACUUAAAUGACAUUUUUGGCAAAAAGGCAAACUCUGAUCCAUCAUUCAUUGAAUCAGAUGGCUCAUUCAUCACAAACCCACUGACAUUGCCAACUACUUUAAUAAUAUUUCCAUUGGCAUAUUUUGCAAACUUGGUCAUGACAUGCCAGCAACAAAUGCUAACACUCCAGAUCCAAGUAUAUCUGACCAAAUUAUGAAAGACAAACAUUGUAAUUUUGAAUUCCGUAAAGUAAGUGUGGAAGAGGUGAAAACAUUAUUAUUGUCGAUCAACAAUGACAAGCCACAUGGGUCUGACAACUUGAUUGGAAAAUUAUUGAGGAUAAUAGCGGACAAUAUUGCCACUCCUAUUUGCCAUAUCUUCAAUUUAAGCCUACUAGAAAGUGUGGCCCCUCAGGCCUGGAGGGAAGCAAAACUUAUUCCCCUACUUAAGAAUAGUAAAGCCCCCUUUACUGGCUCAAAUAGCUGACCAAUCAGCCUGUUACCAACCCUUAGUAAACUUUUGGAAAAAAUUGUUCGACCAAAUAAAAUGCUAUUUUUCAGUAAACAAAUUGACAAGAGACUUUCAGCGACAUUCAACAAGCACAGCACUUACACAAAUGACUGUUGAUUUGCUGAGAGAAAUUGAUGAUAAAAAGAUUGUGGGGGCUGUUUUGUUAGACUUCAGUAUGGCUUUUUACAUUAUCGAUCAUAGUCUGUUGCUGGAAAAAUAUAUGUGUUACGGCUUUACACCCCCUGCUAUAUUGUGGAUAAAGAGUUACCUGUCUAACAGAACACAGAGGGUGUUCUUUAUUGGAAGCCUCUCCAACAAAAUCCAGGUAGAAUCAGGAAUUCCCCAGGGCAGAUGUCUAGGCCCCUUACUUUUUUCAAUCUUUACUAACGACAUGCCACUGGCUUUGAGUAAAGCCAGUGUCUAUGUAUGCGGAUGACUCAACACUAUACACGUCUGCUACCAUAGCGACUGAAAUGACAGCAACACUUAACGAAGAGCUGCAGUUAGUUUCAGAAUGGCUGGCAAGGAAUGUCCUAAACAUUUCAAAAACUAAAAGCAUUGUAUUUGGGACAAAUCAUUAACUAACCCUAAACCUCAACUAAACCUUGUAAUGAAUAAUGUGGAAAUUGUGCAUGUUGAGGAGACUAAAUUGCUUGGAAUAACCCUGGAUUGUAAAAUGUCAUGGUCAAAUAUAUUAAAACAGUAGCUUUGAUGGGAAGAAGUCUUUCAAUAAUAAAGCGCUCCUCUGCAUUCUUAACAGCACUAUUAACAAGGAAGGUCCUACAGGCCAUAGUUUUGUAACACCUGGACUACUGUUCAGUCGUGUGGUCAGGUGCCACAAAUAGGGAUUUAGUUAAAUUGCAAUUGGCUCAGAACAGGGCAGCACGGCUGGCCCUUGGAUGUACACACAUAGAGCUAACAUUAAUGCAUGUCAAUCUCUCCUGGCUCAAAGUGGAGGAGAGAUUGACUACAUCACUACUUGUAUUUGUGAGAGGUAUUGACAUGUUGAAUGCACAGAGAUGUCUGUUUGAACUACUGGCACACAGCUCGGACACAUAUGCAUACCCCACAAGACAUGCCACCAGAGAUCUCUUCACAGUCCCCAAGUCAAGAACAGACUAUGGGAGGCGCACAGUACUACAUAGAGCCAAGUAACUCACGCCAGAAGUAAAAUUAGAUUUAAAAAACAGAUAAAAAUACGCCUUAUGGAACAGCAAGGACUGUGAAGCAACACAAACAUAGACACGUGCAUACAAACACACAAUAACAUACACACUAUACACACAUACACAUGGAUUUUCUGUUAUAGAUAUCUGGUAGUAGAGUAGUGGCCUGAGGGCACACACUUUAUAUGUUGUGAAAUCUGUUGUGAAUGUAUUGCAAGGAUUUUAAAAUGUAUAACUGCCUUAAUUUUGCUGGACCCCAGGAAGAGUAGCUGUUGCCUUGGCAGCGGCUAAUGGUAAUUCAUAAUAAAUACAAAUACAAAUAACUUGCCAUCAGAUAACGUUCAUAAAUUAGCUAUUUCUGAGACUCACUUAAACGAUACAUUUGAUGAUACAGCAGUAGCAAUACCAGGAUAUACAAUCUAUAGAAGAGACAGAAAUGCUUAUGGGGGAGGUAUCACUAUAUACAGUACCAGUCAAAAGUUUUAACAAACCUACUCAUUCGAGGGGUUUUCUUUAUUUUUACUAUUUUUUACAUUGUAGAAUAAUAGUGAAGAUAUUAAACUAUGAAAUAACACAUAUGGAAUCAUGUAGUAACCAAAAAAGUGUUAAACAAAUCAAAAUAUAUUUUAUAUUUGAGAUUCUUCAAAUAGCCACACUUUGCCUAGAUGACAGCUUUGCACACAAAAAAAUGAUCAGUCUAUAAUUUUAAUGGUAGGUUUAUUUGAACAGUGAACAAAUCCAGAAAAAUGCAUGUCAAAAAUGUUAUGAAUUGAUUAGCAUUUUAAUGAGGGAAAUAAGUAUUUGACCCUUCUGCAAAACAUGAUUUUGUACUUGCCCUUGUUGGCAAUCACAGAGGUCAGACGUUUCUUGUAGUUGGCCACCAGGUUUGCACACAUCUCUGGAGGGAUUUUGUCCCACUCGUCUUUGCAGAUCUUCUCCAAGUCAUUAAGGUUUCGAGGCUGACGUUUGGCAACUCAAACCUUCAGCUCCCUCCACAGAUUUUCUAUGGGAUUAAGGUCUAGAGACUGGCUAGGCCACUCCAGGACCUUAAUGUGCUUCUUCUUGAGCCACUCCUUUGUUGCCUUGGCCAUGUGUUUUGGGUCAGUGUCAUGCUGGAAUACCCAUCCACGACCCAUUUUCAAUGCCCUGGCUGAGGGAAGGAGGUUCUCACCCAAGAUUUGACGGUAAAUGGCCCCGUCCAUCGUCCUUUUGUUGCGGUGACGUUGUCCUGUCCCCUUAGCAGAACCCCCCCCCCCCCCCCCCCCCCCCCCCAAAGCAUAAUGUUUCAACCUCCAUGUUUGACGGUGGGGAUGGUGUUCUUGGGGUCAUAGGCAGCAUUUCUCCUCCUCCAAACACGGCUAGUUGAGUUGAUGCCAAAGAGCUCAAUUUUGGUCUCAUCUGACCACAACACUUUCACCCAGUUCUCCUCUGAAUCAUUCAGAUGUUCAUUGGCAAACUUCAGACGGGCCUGUAUAUGUGCUUUCUUGAGCAGGGGGACCUUGCGGGCGCUGCAGGAUUUCAGUCCUUCUUGGCGUAGUGUGUUACCAAUUGUUUUCUUGGUGACUAUGGUCCCAGCUGCCUUGAGAUCAUUGACAAGAUUCUCCCGUGUAGUUCUGGGCUGAUUCGUCACCGUUCUCAUGAUCAUUGCAACUCCACAAGGUGAGAUUUUACAUGGAGCCCGAGGCCGAGGGAGAUUGACAGUUAUUUUGUGUUUCUUCCAUUUGCGAAUAAUCACACCAACUGUUGUCACCUUCUCACCAAGCUGCUUGGCGAUGGUCUUGUAGCCCAUUCCAGCCUUGUGUAGGUCUACAAUCUUGUCCCUGACAUCCUUGGAGAGCUCUUUGGUCUUGGCCAUGGUGGAGAGUUUGGAUUCUGAUUGAUGGAUUGCUUCUGUGGACAGGUGUCUUUUAUACAGGUAACAAGAUGAUAUUAGGAGCACUCCCUUUAAGAGUGUGCUCCUAAUCUCAGCUCAUUACCUGUAUAAAAGACACCUGGGAGCCAGAAAUCUUUCUGAUUGAGAGGGGGUCAAAUACUUAUUUCCCUCAUUAAAAUGCAAAUCAAUUUAUAACAUUUUUGACAUGCAUUUUUCUGGAUUUUUUUGUUGUUAUUCUGUCCCUCACUGUUCAAAUAAACCUACCGUUAAAAUUAUAGACUGAUCAUUUCUUUGUCAGUGGGCAAAUGUACAAAAUCAGCAGGGGAUCAAAAACUUUUUUUUGAUUUUAAAAUUGAUGUACUUCUGUUAUUGAGCUGUUCUUGUCUAUUAAUGUUCUGUAUUAUGUCAUGUGUUAUGUUUUGUGUGGACCCCAGGAAGAUGCAACAGCUAAUAGGGAUCCUAAUAAAAUACCAAAUACCAAAUGUCCAUGUGAUCUGUGAUACUAUCUCACCUCUAGUGGCUAACCGACUACAUCUCGUUCCUCCAGGCUAAAGUGCUCACGCAGGCUUUUUCUGAGGUGUCAUCCCAAGAGCGGGGGAUCUGUUGGGGCCAGGGCACUGCGGGUCACCACAGGCUAAUUUAGUAGUGCCGCUAACCAGGCUAGUGCCCUCAGCUCCUCAACCGUUCACCUUUUCCUGACCCUGUUAGCAUGGUGACAGCUAGCUACCGCCAACCUCUCUUUUCACCUUGGUUUCCAAUUGGCCCUUUUUUAAAUAUAUUUAUAUAUAUAUGUAUCGUCCAGAGUGUGUGUGCAUGUGUUUGUGUGUUAGUGUGUGUGCGUGUGCAUGUGCGUGUGUGUGUAAUUUUAAAUAUAUAUAUAUUCUUUUUAGAUUGUUAUUAAGAGCUUCUUUCUAUUUUUGUCUGAAUUCAUCACUUCUCUUCUAUUUUCAGUCAUUAUCUGUGUGUAUCAGUGUGUAUCUGUGUGUUUUUGUGUGUAUCUGUGUGUAUCUGUGUGUAUCUGUGUUUGGCUCUUGCUGUAACCUUCAGUCAGUUCUGACCUUGCGUAUAGGACCCCGGAGUGCUGCAUGAUGAAAACAUGAUCAUAUAUUUGAGGACAGAGUAUUUAAUGUGACAGGCACUAAUUCAUGAUGACAAAACGCACACACACACACAGAGGCACCCACCCACACAGAGACACACCCACGUUCAGGGACCAGGGAUCUUGAUUAAACGACGGGGGAAGUGAUGGAAUGUCAGAACCAUUUAAUGUAAAGUUCUGACACUUUUAUGAGGCUUGCUCUAAGACAUGAGUGCGUGCGUGCGACAUGUGCAUGUGCACGUGUGUGUGUGUGUGUGUGUGUGUGUGUGCGGGUUCGUGCGUGCGUGCGUGCGUCUGUGCGUGUGUGUGUGUGUGUGUACAUUUGUUUAUGUGUGCACCACUAUAUAUAUCUAUUAGGUUUAAUGGUGUGUGGGGGAAGUGAAGCUCCUGAGUAUUGUCCCAUGACGCGUUAACAAUUUGUCAAUCAACACUCUCCAAUUACAAAUAUAAUACACUCAAAUGACUUGGCAGGCGGCCAUUAGAUUUCUGCGGUGCGGUGGUAGAACACCCUGAUACAAGUCAGUAUCCGACGAUGUCUGAGGACAUCGGGAGACGAUGUGGGAACCAGUCACUAGGGGCAACAGUGAGCGCCGUUACCUCCUACCUUACAUCGCCGAAGUCAAGGAUCGGUAGAAUAGUCAGUUUUACGAGGGCAUGUUUGGCAGCAUGAGUGAAGGAGGCUUUAUUGGGAAAUAGGUAGCCGAUUCUAGAUAUAACUUUGGAUUGGAGAUGCUUAAUGUGAGUCUGGAAGGAGAGUUUACGGUCUAACCAGACACCUAGGUAUUUGUAGUUGUCCACAAAUUCUAAGUCAGACCCACCGAGAGUAGUGAUUCUAGUCGGGCGGGCGGUGCGAGCAGCGUUCGAUUGAAGAGCAUGCGUUUAGUUUUACUAGCGUUUAAGAGCAGUUGGAGGCUACGGAAGGAGUGUUGUAUGGCAUUGAAGCUCGUUUGGUGGUUUGUUAACACAGUGUCCAAUGAAGGGCCAGAUGUAUACAAAAUGGUGUCGUCUGCGUAGAGGUGGAUCUGAGAGUCACCAGCAGCAAGAGCGACAUCAUUGAUAUACACAGAGAAUAGAGUCGGCCCGAGAUUUGAACCCUGUGGCACCCCCAUAGAGACUGCCAGAGGUCCAGACAACAGGCCCUCCGAUUUGACACAUUGAACUCUAUCUGAGAAGUAGUUGGUGAACCAGGCGAGGCAGUCAUUUGAGAAACCAAGGCUAUUUAGUCUGCCGAUAAGAAUGCGGUGAUUGACAGUGUCGAAAGCCUUGGCCAGGUUGAUGAAGACGGCUGCACAGUACUGUCUUUUAUCGAUCGCAGUUAUAAUAUCGUUUAGGACCUUGAGCGUGGUUGAGGUGCACCCAUGACCAGCUCGGAAACCAGAUUGCAUAGCGGAGAAGGUACGGUGGGAUUCGAAAUGGUCGGUGAUCUGUUUGUUAACUUGGCUUUCAAAUACUUUCGAAAGGCAGGGCAAGAUGGAUAUAGGUCUGUAACAGUUUGGAUCUAGAGUGUCACCCCCUUUGAAGAGGGGGGUGACCGCGGCAGCUUUCCAAUCUCUGGGGAUCUCAGAUGAUACGAAAGAGAGGUUGAACAAACUAGUAAUAGGGGUUGCUACAAUUUCGGCGGCUAAUUUUAGAAAGAAAGAAUCCAGAUUGUCUACCCCAGGUUUUGCAGCUCUUUCAGAACAUCAGCUAUCUGAAUUUGGGUGAAGGAGAAGCGCAGGGGGGGCAUGGGCAAGUUUCAGCGGAGGGUGCAGAGCUGGUGGCCGGGGUAGAGGUAGCCAGGUGGAAAGCAUGGCCAGCCGUAGCAAAAUGCUUAUUGAAAUUCUCGAUUAUCGUAGAUUUAUCAGUGGUGACAGUGUUUCCUAGCCUCAGUGCAGUCGGCAGCUGGGAGGAGGUGCUCUUAUUCUCCAUGGACUUUACAGUGUCCCAAAACUUUUUGGAGUUAGUGCUAAAGGAUGCAAAUUUCUGUUUGAAAAAGCUAGCCUUUGCUUUCCUAACUGAUUGUGUAUAUUGGUUCCUGACUUCCCUGAAAAGUUGCAUAUCGCGGGGGCUGUUCGAUGCUAAUGCAGUACGCCACAGAAUGUUUUUGUGCUGGUCAAGGGCAGUCAAGUCUGGGGUGAACUAGGGGCUAUAUCUGUUCUUAGAUCUGAAUUUUUUGAAUGGGGCAUGCUUAUUUAAGAUGGAGAGGAAAGCACUUUUAAAGAACAACCAGGCAUCCUCUACUGACGGAAUGAGGUAAAUAUCCAUCCAGGAUACCCGGACCAGGUCAAUUAGAAAGGCCUGCUUGCUGAAGUGUUUUAGGAAGCGUUUGACGGUGAUGAGGGGUGGUCAUUUGACAGCGGACCCAUUACGGACGCAGGCAAUGAGGCAGUGAUCGCUGAGAUCCUGGUUGAAGACAGGGGAGGUGUAUUUAGAGGGUAAAUUAGUCAGGAUUAUAUCUAUGAAGGUGGCCAUGUUUACGGAUUUAGGAUUGUACCUGGUAGGUUCCUUGAUAAACAUCUAGUUUAGAUUGUGGAACGGCCGGGGUGUUAAGCGUAUCCCAGUUUAGGUCACCAAGCAGUACGAACUCUGAGGAUAGAUGGCGGGCAAUCAAUUCACAUAUGGUGUCCAGGGCACAGCUCGGGGCUGAGGGGGGUCUGUAACAAGUGGCAAGAGUGAUAGACUUAUUUCUGGAAAGGUGGAUUUUAAGAAGUAGAAGCUCAAACUGUUUGGGCACAGACCUGAAUAGUAUGAUAGAGCUCUGCAGGCUAUCUCUACAGUAGAUUGCAACUCCGCCCCCUUUGGCAGUUCUAUCUAGAUGGAAAAUGUUGUAGUUGGGGAUGGACAUUUCUGAAUUUUUGGUGGCCUUCCUAAGCCAGGAUUCAGACACUGCUAGAACAUCAGGGUUGGCGGAGUGUGCUAACGCAGUGAAUAACUCAAACUUAGUUAGGAGGCUUCUGAUGUUAACAUGCAUGAAACCAAGGCUUUUACGGUUACAGAAGUCAACAAAUGAUAGCGCUGGGGAGUAGGAGUGAUACUGGGGGCUACUGGGCCUGGGUUAACCUCUACAUCACCAGAGGAACAGAGGAGGAGUAGAAUAAGGAUACAGCUAAAGGCUUUAAGAACUGGUCUUCUAGUGCGUUGUGUACAGAGAAUAAAAGGGGCAGAUUUCCGGGCGUUGUAGAAUAGAUUCAGGGCAUUAUGUACAGACAAGGAUAUGGAAGGAUAUGAUUACAGUGGAGGUAAACCUAAGCGUUGGGUAACGAUGAAAGAGAUAGCAUCACUAGAGGUACCGAUUGAGCCGGUCUCUGCGUGUAUGGGGGUGGGACAAAGGAGCUAUCUAAGGCAGGUUGAGCUAGACUGGGGGCUCUACAGUGAAAUAGUACAAUAAGAACUAACCGAAACAGCAAUAGGCAAGGCACAUUGACAUGGGAGAGAGGCAUAAAGCAAUCACAGGUGUUAUUCGAGAGAGCUAAGACAACACUGGUAAUGGUGACGAAAGUUUGGGCUGAGGCUAAACAGAUAAACAGGACAGAUAAACAGGAUGGGGUACCGUGUAAAGGAAUGGUCCAGCAGGCAUCAGCUGUGUAGCUGAGUGAUCAUAAGGUCCAGUGAACAGCAAUAGGUGAGUCCGGGAGUAGUUCGAUGGCUGCUAUGGCACAGGUGAGCAGGAGGCACGGCUGUUGAUUGCGUGUGCUAGCGGGCCGGGGCUAGCCUGUUGAAACAACAUCAGACGAUUACAUCGGCAGACCAGUCGUGAUGGAUCGGCGGGGCUCCGUAUCGACAAUAGGAGAUCCCUUCUGGUUGACAGAGAAGUAGAUAGCCGGAAGAUGGGCCUGGCACGAGGCUAGCUCAAGGCUAACUGGUGCUUGCUUCGGGGGUAGUGGUGAUUAGCCAACAACAACAUCCAUUCGGUUGCAGCAGCUAGUUGCGAUGAUCCGGUGUUAAGGUUCAGUGAUUCCGGCAGAUAAUCCGAUAUGCUCUAGCUCGAUAGCGCGCUGUGCAGACUGUGCAGACUGGUCGAUAAUUGUCCAGGCUAGAGCUGGCUGGUAGGUAGUGCAGGUCACGGACAAUGGUGAAAACCGCUAAUGGUGGCUAAUAGCAAGUAGCUAGUUAGCUGAAACCAGCAAUAUAUAGUUGUUUCCGAUAUUUUGUAUUUUAAACCAAUCCCAAACCUUAACCCUUAACUUAACCAUUCUGAGUUUAUGCCUAAACUUAACCUUAAACGAUCCAAAAUGUGAUGUUUGGAACAACUUCGAAGUGUGACAUUUGAGAAACAUGGAUGAACACCUAAUAUGAUGCGAGACUGUAAGAGCUGGUAGGGUAGAACGCUAUUAAAGCAGGGAUUGGUGUGUGUUCAGCAUUCAACCCUCUGAGUUCACUCUCAUAGGAAAGUCAGAGACAGACAGGGCUGAAUUGAGGACACUUUCAGGAUCUAAUAGGGAUGUCGUGCUGGGCUGUGUGUACAACAAUCUCUCUCUGUCUAACAUCAACACAGUGAGAGGUAGGGGGAAGGUGAGGAGAGGAGAGGAGGGCAGCGGAGGAGAGGAGGAGAGGAGGGCAGCGGAGAAGAGGAGGGAGGGGAGAGAGAGGUGGGAGAGGAGGGAGAGGAGGGAGAGGAGGGGAGGAGAGGAGGAGAGGAGGGAGAGGAGAGGGAGGGUGCAGUGGAGGAGAGGAGGGGCAGCGGAGAAGAGGAGGGAGGGAGAGAGAGAGGUGGGAGAGGAGGGAGAGGAGGGAGGAGAGAGGAGAGGAGGAGAGGAGGGAGAGGAGGCAGGGGAGGAGAGAAGAGGAGGGAGAGGAGGGAGAGGAGGGAGGGAGGGAGAGGAGGGGAGGAGAGGAGGAGAGGAGGGAGAGGAUGGAGAGGGGGGCAGGGGAGGAGAGAAGAGGGGAGAGGGGGGAGAGGAGGGAGGCAGGGGAGGAGAGGAGGAGAGGAGGGAGAGGAGGGAGAGGAGGGCGAGGGGGCAGAGGAGGAGAGAAGAGGAGGGAGAGGGGGGAGAGGAGGGGAGGAGAGGAGGGAGAGGAGGAAGAGAGGAGGGGGCAGGGGAGGAGAGAAGAGGAGGGAGAGGAGGGGAGGAGAGGAGGGAGAGGAGGGAGAGGAGGGAGAGGAGGGAGAGGAGGGAGAGGAGGGAGAGGGGGCAGGGGAGGAGAGAAGAGGAGGGAGAGGGGGGAGAGGAGGGGAGGAGAGGAGGGAGAGGAGGGAGAGGAGGGAGAGGGGCAGGGGAGGAGAGAAGAGGAGGGAGAGGAGGGAGAGGAGGAGAGGAGAGGAGGGAGAGGAGGGAGAGGGGGGAGAGGAGGGGAGGAGAGGAGGGAGAGGAGGGCGGUGGAGGAGAGGAGGGAUGAGAAUUUGCUGUGUUUGCAGAGAGGGAGGAAGAGUCUGUGUGUAGGGUGUGGGGUAGUGUGCAUGAGUGUCUGUGUGUGUAUGUGUGUGUAUGUGUGUGUAACUAUACUUGUGGGGACCAGAAGUCCCCACAAGAAUAGUAAACAAACACAAAUUUGACCAACUGGGAACAUUUUGUUGAUCCCCACAAGGUCAAAUGCUAGUUCUAGGGGGUUUAGAGUUCUAGGGGGUUAGAAUUAGUGUUAGGGUUAGAAUUUGGUUUAGGGUUAGGAUUAGGAGCUUGGGUUACAUUUAAGGUUAGGUUUUCGGGUUAAGGUUAGGGUUAGGGUUAGGGUAAGGUUAAGGGUACAGGUUAGGGGUAGGUUUAGGGUUAGGGGGUAGGGAAGAUAGGAUUUUGAAUGGGACUGAAUUGUGUGUCCCCAAAAGGUUAGUUGUACAAGACUGUGUGUGUGUGUGUGUGUGUUUGAGAGUGUGUGUGUGGGAGAGGGAGAGAGUGUGUGUGUGUGUGUGUGUGUGCGCGCGUGUGUGUGUGUGUGCGUGUUUGUGUGUUACCCCCACCAGGGAAAUGGAGUGACUAGACUCAACUUGUCACCAUGCAGAGUGACACCUAUUGAGAUGAAAACCAGUCAACAGACACAGAGAGAGAGAGAGAGAGAGAGAGAGAGAGAGAGAGAGAGAGGAGAGAGAGAGGGAGAGAGAGAGGAGACGAGGAGAGGAGAGGAGAGCAGAAGGGAGGAGGAGAGAGAGAGGAGGAGAGAGAGAGAGAGAGAGAGAGAGAGAGAGAAAUUAGCUCCUACAAAUAUUGAGAUUUACAUGAUUUUUAGAGUGAAGUACAUUGGAAAAAACAAUACCAGCAUUGUUAUGGUAAUUGUUUACCCACCAGACAUCCAAACGGAGAAAGUUAAGAAAUGUUUCAAAGGUUUGAUGAUGGGACAGAACCAUGAAUGCCUGUUUGCAGAUCUUACCAGUUGCAAAACAAGAGCAAAUGUAAUAUUUAAUACCAAAUGAGGACACAUAUGGAAAAGGGUUAUUUGCAACCAUUUUCGUUUCUCAAAAAAGAGAGGCAUCAGCCAAGGCUGUCAGAUCAGCAUUUUUUAAGAAGCUGACCAGAGCAACACAUAUCAAACAGUCAACUUAUACAAUCAUGGAACUGUAUUGAUACAAGGCAAUGAUUCAAGCCUCCAGUCUUUUGAGAAUGUGUUUGCUACCCUAAAAGUAGAAGCUGAACUCAUCUCAGAAGCUGAGGAAAAAGGAGGGAGAUGAUGGAGGCCCCAACACCCCCAACAGCCUCUGUGACCCAGCAAGAAGCCCUCCGUGUCCCUCUACCUACCUCACCUGCAGCAGACAGAGCCAAGGACAUGCCUACAACACCAAGAACACCUGCUAUGCAACGUUUCCACAACACCCUCUCUCUAGUUGAAGCAGAGGUCAUAGAACUCAGAGAGAACAAGCUUCAAGAGGAUGACACUGUCCUCUGACAAACUGAGUCAGACAAAUGAUGACCUCCGGUAACAUCUGAGCACAACAAGAGAGGAGCUAGAGCAGAGAGAGAGGUGCAUUGACACCCUCAAACAGCAGCUAGUCAUUAUGUCCUCUGCAUCUAGAGAACAUGUCCACCAGCUUGGUACAACACAGGCAGAACCUAAGACCAGCAUGGCCUCCACCACACAGCCUGAUGAUACUGCACCAGCCUCCCAGUCUGCUCCAGCCCAGGUCAACCUACCGGCCUCCCAGUCUGCUCCAGCCCAGGUCAACCUACCAGCCUCCCAGUCUGCUCCAGCCCAGGUCAACCUACCAGCCUCCCAGUCUGCUCCAGCCCAGGUCAACCUACCAGCCUCCCAGUCUGCUCCAGCCCAGGUCAACCUACCGGCCUCCCAGUCUGCUCCAGCCCAGGUCAACCUACCGGCCUCCCAGUCUGCUCCAGCCCAGGUCAACCUACCAGCCUGCCAGUCUGCUCCAGCCCAGGUCAACCUACCAGCCUCCCAGUCUGCUCCAGCCCAGGUCAACCUACCAGCCUCCCAGUCUGCUCCAGCCCAGGUCAACCAACCAGCCUCCCAGUCUGCUCCACCCAGACAAUCACCGACAACUGCAAUCCUUAUCGAUUCAAAUGGGAAGUUCUUGGUCCAGGAAAGAUUAUUCCCUAGACACCAGGUGUAUAAGUUCUGGUGUCCUACAACUGAGAGUGCAAUGCAGCUACUCAGUCAGACCAGGAUUGACACCCCUGACAACAUCAUCAUCCACACUGGCACAGGUGCCAAAGGUGAAAAUGUUUCUGGGGCAGUGAGAAGAGUGGCAGAACGGGCACAGGCUAUGUUCACAACAACCAAUAUAGUUGUGUCCACCCUCCUACCAAGAAAAGCAAAUAAAUCAACAGAUCACUAUGUGCCUCAAUGCUCAACGUCAGAACGGCUCACCUUUCCACUCUGACGUGAACACUUAUACGAUUAUGUACAUCUUGAUCAGGACAUUGUCAAAACCUUUGCUAAGGACCUUAAGGAUGCAACACUUGUCAGGGACCCACACACCCAUCUCCACAGCAGCAGAGACCCCCCGCUCCACUUCCUGAAACAACAGUACCCCCACCAUCCCCAGGAGAGAAGAGCCAGACACAGCUUACUACAGCACAGCUCUACAAGACCAGGCCCAACACAGCACAGAUUUACCAGACCAGACCCGACUCAGGACAGCACGACCAGACCCGGCCCAUCACAACACAGCUCUACUAGACCCGGCCCAUCACAACACAGCUCUUCUAGACCCGGCCCAUCACAACACAGCUCUACUAGACCCGGCCCACCACAACACAGCUCUACUAGACCCGGCCCAUCCCAAAACAGCACUACUAGACCCGGCUCAUCACAACACAACACCACUAGACCCGGCCCAUCACAACACAGCACUGACCACUACUCUAGGGUCGGGCAGAACACUGUCCUUCAGAGAAGUGCACCACAUGAUGCAGUCCACAACAUGUAUCAUUCAGAUCAUCAGCCUACAUAUGCUGAGGUAACCUCUGGCAAAACACACCUAGAACUAUCAGAGAUUGGAGAGGUGCUCCAACUACUGCAUCUAAUAUACAGACUACUGGGAUAGAUAG
This is a messenger RNA of Coregonus sp. 'balchen', 14560 nucleotides long. NCBI's taxonomy places the organism in Eukaryota, Metazoa, Chordata, Actinopteri, Salmoniformes, Salmonidae. The record is from the annotation of a GenBank genome assembly.